Molecule: messenger RNA, 2546 nt
Organism: Chaetomium strumarium
Lineage: Eukaryota; Fungi; Ascomycota; Sordariomycetes; Sordariales; Chaetomiaceae
Exons: 2
Coding region: 1-2058 (685 amino acids)
Source: RefSeq, a predicted model, not a curated record
AUGGCGACCGUUACCGCCCUCCUUGAGCUCCCCGACGCGGUGCUGGUGCAAAUCUGCUCGCAGUUCUGCCCGCACUGCGCUGGGGAGGACUGCCUCGACGGCUUCGAGCUGCCGGAGCGGUUCCGGGGCCCGGGGUACUUCGGUACCUUGGCCGCCCUGGCCCGGGUCAACGUGCGGAUGGCCCGCCUGGUGCAGCAGGUGCGCCUCCACGUCGUGUGCGGCCGCCGCUCCGGCUGGACCUACUGCCUCUCCCGCCUCGUCCGCAUCUUGCUGGAGAAACCCGAGCUCGCGGAGCACAUCCGCGUCAUCCGGCUUGGUCACCGUGACGGUGACCAGCAGUUCGUGGGGUGCUUCUCCCCGCGCCAGGUCCAGACGAUGGCGGCGCUUGGGGUGGCCUCGGCCGUCUACGGCCAGGGCUACGCUGCGCUGGCAAAGUUCGAGGGCCUCGAGGGCACGGAGGACACCUUGUUCUUCCGUCACGCCCAGGGCCUCCUACACGCCUAUGGCGGGGAUGACCGCUGUCCCGGGAGCGCCCCCUUCGCCAAAGAGAUGUUCCCUGUCGCCCGCUUCAACGCCUUCGUGCUGUUGAAGCUGGCGAGGAAGGCGACGGCCGUCGCCAUGCUGAGCGAGUGGCCGUUCGUUCUGUUUCCCGCGACCAAGCCGACCCCGCGGAUCCAGGUCAAGGGCGCCACCCCCCAACCGCCCACCAACACCGUCGACCUCGGCCGCCUCCCCCAAAUCGUCGAGAUGCGCCUGGACACCGACAGCCCGUACUUGGGCACGCUCGGAGCUCAGUCCGGUCAUGGCUAUGUGGAGACCGGCCCCCGUGCUCGGCCAGCGUGGUACAAAGUCGACCUCGCCAAGGUCGUCGGCUUGCUCGUCCGGGUGCCGAACCUCCGCAUCCUCCGACUCCGCGGAGUCGAUGCCGGCCCUAGCGCCAGCGCCAUCUUUGCUUGGGGUCGCCUUGCCGUGACCGGAUCGACGCUCGCCAACCUCACCACGCUCGAUCUCGUCUCCAUCAACCGCGACGCCCUGUGCGACAUCAUCCGGUGCUGCUCGCCCCGCAGCCUUCGCCACGUAUCCUUCCAAAUCGCCCACGGCGCAGAGGGCGACGCCCGGCCGGGGGACGAGGUCAAAGGGACCACAGUCCUCGCGCUGCUCGACGAAUUCGACCUCGCCGAGAACCUGCGCACGUUGCGCAUUGACACGGCCCACAACUACCUGUUCAAGGAUGGCAUCCGCGCGCAGAGCCACGACGACAUCCGGGACGACGGAUUCCGGACUGUCGAGUCCCUGCGAGACCUGGCCUCGCUCCGCCACCUGUCCCUCUCGGCCGACAAUAUCUACUUCCCUUCCCUGUACCCGCGCGUGCUGCUGCGAGACAAGCACACGGAUGGCAAGAGCCACAGGGAUGGCGAGCGCCUGCUCACCCUGCUGCCUUCGAACAUUGAGACCCUGGAAAUCACGGGGAUUUAUGCCAUGCAUGUGAAGGACAUGCGCAUGUUGGCCCGCGCGUGCGGCGAUGACGACCAUUACAAUGAUGAGGAUAACUGGUCGGACGAUGAGGGAGAUGAUAUCAGCGACGAACCAUACUCCCCCAUGUCCGUGGACUCGGCCAUCAUCACUGGUACCGCAUCAUCAUCACCCGCGAAUGCUCGUUCUUCAACCGAUGCAGUCGAGUACCACGACAAUAACAACAGCGACUCCGACAUGGACAUAGAAUCACCCUCGUCCUCCUCUUUCGACCAGCGGCCUCACAUCAGAUUCCCCAACCUCAAGCGCGUCAUCCUCCGCGCAGGCGGUAUCACCGACUCACUGCAUCGUACCCCCUGGCCGUUCCCGGGCGAGGAUCCCGACAACGACACCCUCAGCGAGGUGACACGUGCGCAGUGGGAGAAUCUGGCAGACAAUGCCAAGGCGCAGGGCGCCGAGUACGACAGCGCGAUUAAGAAGCUGUUCGCGGCGCGCGGGGUCGAGUACGAGUUUGACGAGCCGGAGUUUUAUUUCGCGGAGUACACCGCCGAUUACACGGAGUCUCCAUGGGACUAUCAUUCAUGAUUGGACGGGAUGGGGGAGAUUUGAUGCUUUAGGUUGGGGUUCUGGCUGGUGGUUUGGAGACUGGUGGAUCAGGCCCUCAGGGUUCAUCACUUGAGUCUCUCGAGUUCUUCCUCUCUUGUCGGUUUGCGCGUUUCGGUUUCUUUUAUUUCGUUUCUUCCUCUGCCUCGUGGUCAUGGGAUGGUUAUUGGCCAGGUUUUAUCGGCGGCGUUGGGGACGGGUUUCGCGGUCUCGAGUCCACUGCAUUUUCCUUAUUUUCAUUUCUGACGGUACGGGACCGAGGAUGAGAGCCUGAUCUCCUUUUCAGGCGGCAAUGGCUCAACGGUCUUCGUUUUGGUGUGGUAACCUUUCACUUUGAGGGGAUUGCACCGUGGUGACGACGCUGCCUUUUUGCGAUUUCAGUUCGACGAGUGACAAAGUCCUGGUCUAGCAGCUUAGGAUUCAUUUGGCUCGACCAUCUGAUUCAUUGCUUAAGGACAGUGGCAAUCAAC